AUGGCUCCAAAAUCGAAAGAGAAACCCAAAGCCCCAACUCCACAGCCUCCUCCUGCAAUCGAAGAUCUCUUCGCUUCUCUUCAUAGGAAUAUCGAUAAAUCUGAUUAUGAAAAAGCCGUUAAGGACGCUGAUCAAGUGUUGUCGAUUGCACCUAACGACGAGGAUGCGAUCCGAUGUAAAGUUGUGGCUCUUAUCAAAGACGAUAAGAUCGAUGAUGCUCUCUCCGUCAUUCAAUCGUCUCGGAAUCUUCCAAUCGAUCUAGGGUUUCAAAAGGCAUAUUGCUUAUACCGUCAAAACAAGUUAGAAGAGGCUUCUGCAUGUUUAAGAGGCCGAGAGAGAGAUCCGGAGACUUUGCUUUUGGAAGCUCAGAUUCUGUACCGUCAGGGAAACGCGGCUGCUUGCGCCGAUGUGUAUCAGAAACUGCAGAAGUCCGGGAUCGAAACGGCAGAGGUCAAUCUCGUCGCGAGUUUGGUUUCAGCUGGAAAAUCUUCUCAAGUUCAAAAAGCAUUGGAGGCUUGGAAGAUCAAACCAACUCAUAGCUUCGAGUUGGCCUUUAACACUGCUUGCUCUUUGAUUGAAAACCAUAAUUACUCUGACGCAGAAGAACUUUUGCUCACUGCCAAGAGAAUGGGUCAGGAAACCCUCACAGAGGACGAUUUUGCUGAUGCUGAUGUUGAGAUUGAGCUGGCCCCAAUGACCGUCCAACUAGCAUAUGUCCAACAGGUCCUUGGACAAACUCAAGAAGCCACCAACUCUUAUCUAGACUUCAUCAAACGAAAUGUGGCUGAUGAGUUGUCAGAUGCUAUAGCUGUGAACAACCUUAUCGCCUUGAAAGGCUCCAAAGACAUUUCUGAUGGCUUGAGGAAACUUGAUCGGCUGAAAGAAAAAGACUCCCAAAGUUUCCAGCUUACUCAAGCACUUGAGACCAAGCUUUCACUGAAACAGAAAGAGGCUAUUUAUGCCAAUCGUGUCCUUCUUCUCCUCCAUGCAAACAAGAUGGAUCAGGCACGAGAACUUUGUUCUUCACUGCCGGGACUGUUUCCUGAGAGUGUUGUUCCUACAUUGCUUCAAGCUGCUGUUUUGGUGAGAGAGAACAAGGCUGCCAAAGUGGAAGAGCUUCUGGGACAGUAUGCCGAAAAGUUCCCGGAAAAGUCUAAGUUGCUUCUCUUGGCCAGGGCACAGAUUGCUGCUUCCGCCAGUCAUCCGCAUGUAGCAGCAGAGUCCCUCUCCAAAAUCCAUGAUAUCCAGCAUUUCCCUGGAACUGUUGCCACCAUUGUUGCUCUCAAAGAGCGUGCUGGGGACAACGACGGCGCUGCUGCUGUUCUUGACUCUGCAAUCAAGUGGUGGUCAGAUUCGAUGACCGAGGACAACAAGCUUUCCAUAUUGAUGCCUGAGGCUGCUUCCUUCAAGCUCAGGCAUGGUCAAGAAGAAGAGGCUUCACGGCUAUACGAGGAGAUUGUGAAGAACCAUAACAGCACAGACGCUCUUGUUGGUCUUGUGACUACACUUGCUCGUGUCGAUGUUGAGAAAGCAGAGAGUUACGAGAAACAGCUAAAGCCGUUACCCGGAUUGAAGUCUGCUGAUGUUGAUAACCUAGAGAAGACCUCUGGUGCUAAACCCAUUGAAGGCGCUGCUACUGUUGCUGUUGAAGACGUGAAGAGCAAAGAGAAGGCGAAGAGGAAGAGGAAGAGAAAGCCAAAGUAUCCAAAAGGAUUCGAUCCGGCGAACCCUGGUCCACCUCCGGACCCUGAAAGGUGGCUUCCGAGAAGGGAGAGGUCGAGUUACAGACCUAAGAGAAAGGACAAGCGAGCGGCUCAAAUCCGUGGCGCGCAAGGUGCAGUGACCAAGCAAGAUAAACAAGAAGCAGCUCCUACUUCAAAGACCCAAGCGACGACCACUAAGAGUGCAGCUGAUUCAAAGCCUUCUUCCUCUAAAGCCUCCUCUAAGGCUGCGAAAAAGAAGUCCAGGAGAUAA
Messenger RNA from Microthlaspi erraticum, 1974 nucleotides. The record is from the annotation of a GenBank genome assembly. Lineage: Eukaryota; Viridiplantae; Streptophyta; Magnoliopsida; Brassicales; Brassicaceae.